GGAUACUGACUUUAGCAAUCGGCUGCUUCUGUAUGUACACAGAGCACAUUGGGGCAGCCUUAGCUCUGCUGCUGCUGCUACUGCCGCUACUACCUGCUCAUUGUUCUCCCUCACUGACUGUAGGGAAUGGUGGGGAGAGCAGCCAGUGCCACUAUUCCAGGAUACAAUACACGCACCCCUGCCUUUUCUUAUACACCCUGGUGAUUAUUGACUUCUGCCACUUCUGCUCAGAUUCUCCCUCAUCACUCGGGGAAAGGGAUAAAAGGCAAGAGAAAUUAACCUUCAGUUAUAGGACUGUCUCUCUCGGAUCCCUGUUUAUCUGUUGCUAGCCCAUAAACUCAAGUAUGAUCCUUAAGGGGGUCACCCAGCUCCUUUUCUUUACAAGCUGUUGGCUCUCACUCAUCAUUGCCAAAGAUGCAGAAGUAGUAGAGAACUCCACAACAGUAGGGCCCUGCCAUCCAAACCCAUGUCAUAAUGGUGGAAUAUGUGAAAUCAGUGAAGCUUAUCGAGGAGAUACCUUCAUUGGAUAUGUUUGUAAAUGUACACAUGGUUUCAAUGGAAUUCACUGCCAACACAAUGUUAAUGAAUGUGAGGCUGAGCCUUGCAAGAAUGGAGGUAUAUGCACAGAUCUGGUUGCCAACUACUCGUGUGAAUGCCCUGGUGAAUACAUGGGAAGAAACUGCCAAUACAGAUGUUCUGGACCUCUUGGUAUGGAAGGUGGAAUUAUAUCAAACCAACAGAUAACAGCAUCCUCAACCCAUCGAGCUCUAUUUGGGCUUCAAAAAUGGUACCCAUAUUUUGCACGACUAAACAAAAAAGGUCUUGUGAAUGCUUGGACUUCAGCAGAAAACGAUCGCUGGCCCUGGAUUCAGAUAAACUUACAAAAGAAAAUGCGGGUCACUGGUGUAAUUACGCAAGGCGCAAAACGCAUUGGCAGCCCAGAAUAUAUAAAAUCGUACAAGAUUGCAUAUAGCAAUGAUGGAAAAUCCUGGUCAACAUAUAAAGUGAAAAGGACCUCUGAGGAUAUGGUUUUUCGAGGGAAUGUGGAUAACAACACCCCAUAUGCCAAUUCCUUUACUCCUCCAAUAGAAGCUCAGUACAUACGGCUCUAUCCCCAGGUGUGCAGGCGACAUUGCACUCUGAGAAUGGAGCUACUCGGAUGUGAAUUAUCGGGCUGCUCCGAACCCCUUGGAAUGAAAUCAGGGCAUAUACAGGAUCACCAAGUAACAGCAUCUAGUGUUUUCCGAACACUGAACAUGGAUAUGUUUUCCUGGGAACCAAGGAAGGCCCGAUUAGACAGGCAAGGCAAAGUAAAUGCCUGGACGUCUGGGAAGAGUGACCAGUCACAGUGGUUACAGGUGGAUCUUCUUCGCCCUACAAAAGUGACGGGAAUAAUCACGCAAGGAGCUAAAGAUUUUGGACAUGUGCAGUUUGUGGGUUCCUAUAAAGUUGCUUAUAGUAACAAUGGAGAACACUGGGCAGUGUAUCAGGAUGGAAAACAAAGGAAAGACAAGGUUUUUCAAGGUAAUUUUGACAAUGAUACUCACAGAAAGAAUGUAAUGGACCCAGCAAUCUAUGCAAGAUAUAUCAGGAUCCUCCCAUGGUCAUGGUAUGGACGAAUCACUUUAAGAGCUGAGUUGUUGGGGUGCACCGAAGAGGACUGAAAAAUGUAGAAGUCUGGCAACUCAAACACACAGUUUCAGAGAUGUACCUUUCAAGGAUUAAAAAAACAAAACAAAAACUGUUCAAGAUCGAGAGAAAAAGAUUUUUUUUUUCACUGAACAAGUGCUCGCUCUCUGGUAGGCUGGUAACUGUUUUGCAAGGUAGUCUGGGCCUGCUCUUGAAAUUCUCCCGCUAUUAGCCAUUUGUCCAACAAAUACCUUUAUAAUAAAAUGUUUUCAUUUUCUUCUUCGUUGUUCACACUGGUUGAAAUAUGUUUGGGAAGAGAGGCAGCAUCGUUUUUUUCUAAUGCCCCCUCCUGUUUUUAAUCUUUACAAGCAAGGAAAUGCAAUUAUAUGGAUUCUGUCUCUCAGCUAACAAAGUCAUACUCUGAAAAAUUGUUUGCCUCUUUACAUUACGCCCUUAGUUAAAAGAAGGGAUGUUGCAGCUUUAGCAAUAAGUUUUCUCUGGGAUGACUGCAUUAUCCUAAUUGCUUCCCUUGUGCCUAUCAAAAUCUUAUUCGUAUUUUGCAUCUCAGAUUCCAGAAAUCCAUUUGAUUUUUCACCUGUGCAAUUACAAACGUUCAUUAGGAGCUUUGCCUUCUCAUUCCUAUCGUGCAUGUACUCGAGGCAUGGUAUUUCUCAUGUUUAAAUGCUUUUCCUUCCUUGUUGGCUUAAAAAAAAAAAAAAAAAUCAAGGCUGUGCAAAGAGCAGAAAUUGUUUUCUGCAUGUUCUAAAUCCAACAUAAAUUAGUUUUUUUAAUUUUUACGAACAGAUUUUAGCAUUGUGGAUUACCACAUUUUCAUUUGAUUUUAUUUUAGGCGUUUAAAAAUGUUAUUUUUUAUAGUUUUGGUUUAAAUGAUGUUGGGUUUACAGCAUGGUGACAUGAAAGAUCAGACGGUUUGUAGUCACAAUCUUUAAGUCCAGGUUGGUGUUUCUUAUAUGUUAAUUCAUUUAAAAAUGUUAAUUAUUUUAUUUAUAUAAAUAAUAAAAAAAAAAACAAUGGAAAAUGAAGGUUUGGUGUAUGAAAACUAAUAUUGUAAUCCCUAGUUGUGGAUCUGCCUAUGUGUUUGUUUCUGAAACAGCUGUCAACAGGUAGUGAUAUGAAUUGUGAUAAUAUAGUCCAUGGGAUCAUUGGGUAACUAUUGGGUAGCCUCUAAUAAUGAAGUGGAAGUGUUAUAAUGCAGGUACUAACAGUAUUUGAUGUACUUAGAUCAGUUCAGAACAAGGUCACACUGGGGGGUGCAGGGCCCCCCAAGGUGCCCCCACCAGGCACGUCCCCCGCCACCCGCUCAACAUCCUCCCCUGAACACGAGUAAGUGAAAUGCAUCAGGGGAGGACACCGGCAGCUAGGGGAGAGCAGGGCCGGAUUUCCAAAUUGGCCGCCCCCGGUCGCCCCCCCCCCCCCCGUGUGCGAUACAGGGGGAGAGGGGUCUGCGCACGCAUGCGUGAACAGCAGCGGAGGGGCUGGGGGUGUGGGCAGUGGGCCAAACUUGCAUACGGAGCAGUGGGGAGAAGUCCCCCCAUUGCUCCGUAUGGGUACAAAACUUUUUAGAUUUUGGUGCGGCGGGGCGACAUGCCGCUCCCAGGUUUCUGUCCUCUCCACAAAUCCGGGCCUGGGGGAGAGGUAACAGGGAUCGCAUCUGGGUUGCCGGGGCCCACCGUGUUUUUUCCCGGUAUCCCGACCCUGGUUCAGAACUCAAAGGCAAAUCACAUUUUUAGUCCUAUAAGUAUGAGUAGCAAAAUCCACAGGAUAAUUGUUUGAAAACUGGUGCUGUUGUUUGUAAUGGAGUCCAUCCUGUGUUGUCCUUAUUCAUAUGGUCUCCACCCUAGCGCCCCCGAGGUCUCCACUCUAGCAUAUGUCCUCAUUCAUUUUAACUGUGCUGCAUAUCGAAUGGCACGAAAUGGCCUACGUCCUGUUUGUCUGUAUAACGUUUCUCAACAGUAAAAUGUUCUGUGUGAUGUUGCAUUCAACCUUGGUGAACAAUAUUAAAGAGAAAGUCAAACAUAGUGACAAUGAGACGAAAAACACUAUUUCUAUCACUUUAUAUACCUGAAACCACCCCAAAUGUGCACUUUAGACCCUAUGAAUAAAUUUUGGUUUGCAAUGUUUCAGAUUAGAAAUAAUCAGCCCUCUGUACUCCAGCUUUCUCACAACAACCCUUAGCAUCCCCUUUAGUGAUGAGCGAAUCUGUGCUGGUUAGCUUCACUGAAAAAUUCGCAAAUCUUUUACAAAAUUUGCAAAGCGGCAAAAAAAUUGCGAAAUGGAAAAAAUGUUGCACAUCAAAAAAAAUGACUCGCAUGCCAUUUUUUUAACAUGCAACAUUUUUGUCGUUUUGCAAAUUUUCAUGUUUUUGCCAUUUUGCGAAUCUUGUUUUUUAACACGUGUGUCAUUUUUUUACGCAUACAACAAAUGUUUUGACUCGGGCGGCAAUUUUUUUACGCAUGGCGAAUUUUCCCAUGCUGAAUUUAGUUGUUCGUUUCACAGAAAAAAAUCCGCCAAUGGCGAAAUGCAGAAAUUCCCUGCAAAUCUAUGCCUGGCGAAUAGUGAUGAGCGAAUCUGUCCCUGCAAUUUGCGAAAUGGGGAAAAAUCUGCAAAACAUGUUUGUUGCGCAAUUUUUUUUGUCUUUUUUUACACGACCGCGCCCAAUUUGACGUGACUGUGCCCCUUUUGACGUGACUGUGCCUCUGUUGCCAUGACCGCGACUUUUUUUGACACGCGACAAACUUUUCUGCAGUAAAUUUACGCAGAAGUUUCACAAAACAAUUUGCAAAUAACAAAAUGCAGAAAUUCACUGCAAAUCAGUGCUUGCUGAAAAAAUUUGCCCAUCACUACUGGUGAAUUAUUUCGCCCAUCACUAAUCCCCAGCACCCCUUACCUGUUGGGGGACAGUGGGAGCUGUAGCACAUUAACAGCUGUAGCGCCAGAGGCUGCUUUUUUUUUCUAAUGUUAAUAGUUUUUUUAUUUGCACAGAUUAUAUGUAUGCGCUGUUUUGAUCUUGAAUAACUACUAUUUUGCCAUUUUAUGUAUAAUGUACUAUGCAUUUUACAGUUGUCUCUGCUUUAUUUCUUUUUGAAGGGAAAAACGUUAAAUCACUGCAUCUGUAUGAAUUCAGUUCUUUGUAUUGAUGUUUAAAGAUCUUUCAAGAUGACAAAUACUUACAAA
This is a messenger RNA of Xenopus tropicalis (tropical clawed frog), 4824 nucleotides long. RefSeq names its product EGF like repeats and discoidin domains 3 (gene edil3). The coding region runs from base 345 to 1664 and encodes 439 amino acids. Lineage: Eukaryota; Metazoa; Chordata; Amphibia; Anura; Pipidae. The transcript is spliced from 10 exons. Gene Ontology annotation, molecular function: calcium ion binding. The record is from RefSeq and is a predicted model, not a curated record.